AUGGAAGCACCGUCAUCGAAAAAAUUAUGCUGCACCGUUUGCGUCCACACGGUCAAGAGCAUCCCGGUGAUAUUUAUUUUGUGCAUUCUCGCUUGGUCGUAUUAUGCGUACGUCUAUCACCUGUGCCUCAGUCGAGUUACGUCCGUCGAACUGUCGGUACCGUAUCUGCUAGUGUACCACAUAAUACUAGUGUUGUUCCUAUGGUCGUACUUCAAAACGAUUUUCACAGAGCCAAGUGGCGCGCCACCUAAUUUCAGAUUACCAGAAGAAGUAUUUGAAGAGUUCAAUAGGAAUCCUAUAGACUUGAGCAGGCAAAGCGCCAUUUUACGUAAUUUUGCUGAAAACUUGCCUAUCAUGACGUUCACAAAUACCAAUGAUAUUCGUUUCUGUGAUAAAUGUAAAAUAGUCAAGCCAGACAGAUCACACCAUUGCAGUGUGUGUCGUAAAUGUGUGUUAAAAAUGGAUCACCAUUGUCCAUGGGUGAACAAUUGUGUCUCAUAUUCCAACUACAAGUAUUUUAUAUUAUUUUUGGCCUACGGUCUUUUAAUGUGCAUUUAUGUGGCUGCUACAACAAUUGAAUAUGUUAUCAAGUUCUGGGAUAUUACUACAGAUAUGCGAAUUCAAGAUGGAUCAUAUAAAAUACAUAUAAUAUUCUUAUUUUUUAUUGCUUCAAUGUUUUCAUUAAGCUUAUUCUCAUUGCUUGCAUAUCAUAUCUACCUGGUUUCAAAAAACAGAACAACUUUAGAGUCUUUCCGUCCUCCUAAAUUUUUGGAAGGUAGUGAUAAAAAUGGAUUCAACUUGGGAUGCUGCAGAAAUAUACGAGAAGUGUUUGGCAAAGAAGUUCUUCUGUGGCCUUUUCCUAUAGACACACGUUUGGGGGAUGGUGUAAUUUAUCCGUUGGCGAGCGACCUGAAGUCUAAUGAUAGUGUUAGGCAAUCAUCAAACAAAUCCAGGACACCAUUUACCGUUUAG
Molecule: messenger RNA, 972 nt
Organism: Macrosiphum euphorbiae (potato aphid)
Lineage: Eukaryota; Metazoa; Arthropoda; Insecta; Hemiptera; Aphididae
Source: the annotation of a GenBank genome assembly